This is a messenger RNA of Vitis riparia (riverbank grape), 1083 nucleotides long. RefSeq names its product armadillo repeat-containing protein 7. Bases 386 to 919 code for a protein of 177 amino acids. Gene Ontology annotation, molecular function: protein binding. The record is from RefSeq and is a predicted model, not a curated record. The transcript is spliced from 8 exons. NCBI's taxonomy places the organism in Eukaryota, Viridiplantae, Streptophyta, Magnoliopsida, Vitales, Vitaceae.
GACCGGAGCAUGGCGCGGCUGUAUGAAGUGUAGAAUUGGACUCGUCCCGGUUUAAACUUCGACAUCACUUCCCUUCCCAUUCGAAGGAAUGCCUUAACCGGAGACAACCACCGCCGACAACGAACAGCCGAGAGCAAAAAUCCCAAGCCCUAGUUCAAGAUUCUUCCACCGUUCGGUGCUGUCCCCGUCGUUCAGUGCUGCAGCGGCCGUUCAACACCAUCGCCGUUCAACUCCGCCACUGUUGUUCAAAGCUGCUACCACUUUCAAAAGCUUUCAUCGUCUCCCUCGUUACAUAACUCUGCCUAGCUCCCCUCUGCAAAAGAUUUUAAUUUCUCAUCUGCAAAAAAAAAAAAAAACACCUUCCAAACUUGUGAUUGUGGCUUACAUGUUUACCAAUAAGAGAAGGCAGGAAGAACGUACUGGAAGAUAUGGAACUCCAAGGGUGCAGUACCUUCAGGAAUUGGUGAGUCAAUUUCAGAAUGCAACUAAUGAAGAAACAAAAGAGAGGAUUGCUGCUAAUUUGGCAAACUUUGCCUAUGAUCCUUACAAUUACAACUUCUUGCGCCAGCUCAAUGUUUUGGAACUUUUCCUAGACUGCAUAACAGAACCAAAUGAAAAACUUGUUGAAUUUGGGGUUGGAGGGAUCUGCAACUCUUGUGCUGAUCCAGAAAAUGCUGCAGUUAUCACUAAUUGUGGUGGAAUCCCUCUUAUCAUUCAAUGCUUAUCAAGCCCAGUUAGAAACACUGUAAAUUAUGGUAUUGGGGCAUUGUACUAUAUCUGUAAUGAAUCAAACAAAGAAGAGAUUGUGAGGCCAGAAGUGGUGGAUGUCAUCAAGAAGUAUGCUGCAGCUGGAUCGGUGAGUGUAAACUUCAGUAAUCUGGCCAAGGCCUUUUUAGAUAAGCAUGUCUCCCAAGUCUAGUGACAGGAAGCAGCAGCCCUUCCUCUCCACAACAUGAUACUCAUAUGGAAGAUCCAUUGUGGUAUGUUUUAUAUCACAACUAUGACUCUAUUAUCACAAUCAAUCCCAAAUAUACCCCAAUUUUAGUUGAUUGUUUAUGUUAAUAAUAUAAACUUUUUUCAAUA